Humulus lupulus (European hop) is the source of this 1460-nucleotide messenger RNA. Its product is annotated as metal tolerance protein 4-like. Gene Ontology annotation, molecular function: manganese ion transmembrane transporter activity. The transcript has 7 exons. Gene Ontology annotation, biological process: transmembrane transport; monoatomic cation transport. The coding region runs from base 87 to 1325 and encodes 412 amino acids. The record is from RefSeq and is a predicted model, not a curated record. NCBI's taxonomy places the organism in Eukaryota, Viridiplantae, Streptophyta, Magnoliopsida, Rosales, Cannabaceae. Gene Ontology annotation, cellular component: membrane.
UUUGUUCAGAGUAAUAUUAUUACAAUCUGAACUGAGGAAGAAGAAGAUAGACACUGAAACUCGGACCGAGUUUUGGAGAGUCGAUUAUGGAAGGUAACUCAGGGACGACGAGUCCAAAGACACCGCUUUUGGGGCCCGAAGGACGGAGACCGAGUGAUAACGGUCGCCGGAAUCGCCGACUCAGUCGAAAAUACUCUGUUAACUCGCUCAGGACCGAAUUCGUCUCUAGGCUCCCCGACAAGGUCCGUUCUGGUCUUGACGUUGAGUCCAGUCCCUACGAUAUCGACCUAACUCGGACCAGUGGCUUGAGUGGAGGAGAAAAGGACUACUAUGAAAGACAGCUUUUAACUCUGAAAUCUUUUGAGGAAGUUGACUCUAUAGUGCAAUCAGAAGGCAUUGGUGAAGAUGAUCUUGAUGAACAAGCUCAACAUGAAAGAGCCAUGAAGAUCUCUAAUUAUGCAAACAUAAUUCUCUUGGGACUUAAGAUCUAUGCUACUAUAAAGAGUGGGUCCAUAGCCAUUGCAGCAUCAACACUAGAUUCUUUGCUGGAUCUCAUGGCCGGUGGCAUACUUUGGUUCACUCACUUGUCAAUGAAAAGUAUAAAUAUUUAUAGAUACCCCAUUGGCAAAUUGAGGGUGCAGCCUGUUGGCAUAAUCAUUUUUGCUGCUAUCAUGGCGACACUAGGUUUUCAGGUAUUCAUCCAGGCUUUAGAACAACUAAUUGAAGCUAAUCCUUCAGAAAAGAUGUCAUCAGACCAGUUAGUGUGGUUGUAUUCGAUCAUGAUAUUUGCUACUGUAGUAAAACUUGCGCUCUGGGUCUAUUGCAGAAGGUCAGGCAACAAGAUUGUCCGUGCCUAUGCGGAGGAUCACUAUUUUGAUGUGAUAACAAAUGUAGUUGGGUUGGUUGCUGCGGUACUAGCUGACAAAUUUUACUGGUGGAUCGAUCCAGUUGGUGCUCUUAUCCUUGCAAUAUACACAAUAGCAAAUUGGUCUCGUACUGUUUUUGAAAACGCAGUUUCGCUCGUCGGACAGUCAGCCCCUCCUGAAGUCAUGCAGAAGCUAACUUAUCUUGUCAUAAGGCACCCCCAAGUAAAGCGUAUUGACACCGUUCGUGCUUACACAUUUGGUGUUCUUUAUUUUGUGGAGGUUGACAUUGAACUACCAGAGGAUUUACCCUUAAAAGAGGCGCAUGCCAUUGGAGAGAGUCUGCAGAUUAAUAUUGAGAAACUCCCAGAAGUCGAGCGAGCAUUCGUUCAUCUCGACUUUGAAUGUGAGCACAAACCAGAGCAUUCUGUACUCCACAAGCUCCCAAAUUCUCAGCCUUGAGUUUUGACAUUACCCCAGUUCUACAAUAAAAAAAAUAUAGCCACUUAUUCUCACUGUAACUUUUUGUUCUUUACUAUUAUGAGAGAUCUUCAGGUUGAUUAUUUCAAAAAUUACAAUGAAGAUAAUUUUUUGGUC